AUGGCCCAACAGUAUCCUAAUGUGCAGCGACUCUCGGGAUUUAGACAUCUCAACCGUCUCCAGGGACCUACAAGGCCAAUACAACGGAACAACGAUGCAGAGAAACCUUCUAACAGCAGACAUGAAACCAGUUCGGCUGAAUAUCGGUCAAAUGGGAGGAUACUUGAUCGGGAGACGAUAUCUUCAUUGUACCAACGACGAUAUACUAUAGCCUCCUCGAAACAUUUGGGGAUGAUAACGUCGCCAGGACUUCGACAUCUCUCCAGCCCAGGGGCGACUGGACCAUUACAGGAUAAUAAUGAGGCUGCGGUUACACUAAAUAAUGAAAGUGAUCUGGAUAACGGGGUUGCAGAAACACCCGUAGACCAAAUGCAGUUAAUGGCUUUGGAAGCGGCAUUUGAGUUAAGGGAAGGUGAAACUAUGGAUUGGAACAACAAACAAAUGUGCAGGGUGUCACAUAGAAACUUAGUAUUGUAUAUGUAUAACAAUAUAGAUAUGGCGACAGUAAUAAAAAUAACAAACCAAGUACUUGCAGCAUACCAAACACUACCACGGAGACGAAAAGCAUCACAACGUAGACAAUAUGUACAACGCUUCCUUAGGUGUAUACGAAAACACAGACCUAUAGAAGAUCAUCCACAACUAGCACGAUGGUUAUUACGAUGUAUCGACCUACUGACCUGUGAUGAUCUAUACUCUAUGCUCAGAGUUCGACAUAUCGUCAAUUAUGAUAAUUCGUUCGAGACUUUUAGGGCAUCUUUCGGAAUGGAAAACUUUGAAACGUUCUCAAAUCUACGAACUACAAAAGUACAACAAGAUAAACUCAUAGGGGAAAAGGCACUCAAAAGUAGGACAGCACAACGAAACCUGCUGAUGCGCCAUCUCAAAAUUAACAAGUUUAGAUUCUUGAAGGAUCAAAACGUAACAAAAGCGGUAUAUGAAGCUAACAUAGAGUGGUGCGAUGCAGGAGUAGAAGCAGCAGCACUGGAACCUCAGCGCUUCGCAUUCAUAUACAAUCUCCCAUUUAUAGAGAAAGAAGAGUUAACGGAGGCGCUACACGAGGUAUUAAGCCGAUUCUCAAAAGUUAAACAUAUCGAAAUUUUGUUCGAUCGUCUCCCACCACUAACAAGCUUUGUAAAGCGUUCGGCAGUACCACGCAACGCAGCACCGCCACCAAGGGAUAAAUAUUCACCGCUAUAUGCUCUAGUUGAGUUUCAAACAGAGGAGGAUCGAGACUACCUAUGUGACGAACACAUUAGGGUGUUCGGCCUGAUUUGUUGUGGUCGUGUAGUAUACCCCGAACUAGCCGAAAGAAAACGAAGCCUACUCACAGCUAUAUACCCACCAUUCAGGAGAAUGGAUGAUGCACUGCAGUUCAUUGCUAAUACACUGGUGGAACAACCAAACGCUGGUCUCACUUCUCACGGAACCUCGGCCAGUGACAAAAAAACUACAGAAGGUAAGAAGAUGGGAAACAUGAAUGUUUUUGAAAACACCUCAGGUGUAUAUGGAACAGAUACUCUCGAUGGAAGCACUGUGUCAGAUGACUCCGUCAGUUGUUCCACCGGACAUGAACGUGAUGAGCCGUCAUUGUUGCAGGGUGAAAACGUAACCUCAGCUACAAGCCAGUGCAGAAUAUUGCCUCUGUCGAAGCGAAAAAAGGUUUCAACUGGCGCUUCUCAUGUGGUAACCGCCGACACGCAGAGCGCAAUUGGAGAUUGGCCUACAUACCCACAGCCUGAAUUGGAUAACCAUGUGGAUUCAUCUAUGCUUGACAAACUACAAAACAAAGCUGCUGCAAGUGCGAGCAUGGACCCGCAAUGGAUUGUAUUAAGGUUUUGCGAUUUUAAACAUGCCUACUUUGCACGCAAAAAAUUGAUGCAAAAAUUUGCCGAAGAACCCAGGAGCCUGGUUUCGUUCGAUACCAAACGAUCAAUUUUCCAUAACGGCAAGUAUGUAGACCUCCCGCUCUUCCAGUAUAGCACGCGCACGGAAAACGACCCGUCUGUUGCAAGAAUAACACAGAACACAGUGGAAGAUGGUAGAGGUAUAGGCUCUGUAGCUGGAGAUGUCGCUUUGGCCGGGCGACCGCCUAGAGCCGUCUUAGUUACGACGCGGGUUUACGAAUCUCUAUUAAGGCGUUCGUCUCUCCGCUUUUCAACGCACCGCUUGUUACGUGUAAGAAGGAAUGUAGAAGAUGAGCUUGCUAGAGGUCGUCUAGAUGCACAUACCCUUAGAGAGGCGAACCGUGUAGACCCCCGUCUAACUGUAAAUGCCGUAGAGUCCAACGGUUCGGGCUCGUUUCCGCGCGAUGAAGGAGUAUUACGCGAGUAUCUGAAGGCCCUGAUGCUCACAAACAACAUCGACUCACGCAGCCUCAAGGAACUGAUACCACCGAAACAGGUCACAGAAACUUCACACGCACCGACCUAUGAUGUACGCAGAGAGGAACAAACAAAGUUUGCCUACGAGCCUAACGAAAUGUACCUGAAAUCAGAUGCAAGGAACCCAGUGCACGUGGUUGUAUCUACAGCAUCAGGCAGCCGGUUUGUACGAUUCUUCAAAGGGCUACUUUCUUUCGGUUCUAUCGCAUUCUGUUUUGGCUCACUUUACGUUGUACUGAACCAAAAUAUACAUAGAGGACUCAAACACUCGUUCAAGGUUGUGGACCCAGAGGAAGUAGAUACGACAUUUGCUGAUGUAAAGGGUUGUGACGAAGUUAAAAAGGAAUUAGAUGAUAUUGUGGCUUAUCUGCGCAAUCCAGAGAAAUUCGAUAAACUUGGAGCACGAUUGCCAAAGGGAGUGCUACUGGCGGGACCACCAGGGACGGGCAAGACCCUGUUGGCUAGAGCGGUUGCGGGGGAAGCGGGUGUCCCAUUUAUACAAGCUUCAGGUUCGGAAUUUGAGGAAAUGUUCGUUGGUGUAGGUGCUAGGAGGAUACGUGAGCUUUUCGCGCUGGCCAGAACAAUGUCACCAUGCAUCGUAUUCAUAGAUGAACUUGACGCAGUGGGAUCGAAAAGGUCUGCAACCGACCAUAACAGUGUGCGCAUGACAUUGAAUCAGCUUCUAGUGGAAUUGGAUGGGUUUGCAAAACGGGAAGGUAUUGUGGUAUUAUGUGCUACCAACUUCCCUGAAUCACUAGACCCGGCACUUGUACGCCCGGGACGUUUAGACAGGACCAUACAUAUACCACUUCCAGAUUACAAUGGGCGCUAUGACAUACUGAAACUAUACAGCAAGAAGAUACUAGUUGCGCCAGACGUAGACCUCUCCACUGUGGCAAAGCGUACAGUGGGAAUGACCGGCGCCGAUAUAUUCAACAUCUUGAAUAUGGCCGCAUUGAAAUGCUCCCUCCAGGGCCUAGCUGCGGUUACGUCUUCAGCAAUAGAGGAAGCAUUCGACCGAGUGGUUGUUGGACUAAAAGGCACACCCCUUACGAGCGAACGUGAGAAGAAGGCAACUGCAUACCACGAAGGUGGUCAUACGUUGGUUAGCCUACAUACUCCGGGAGCCACACAGGUGCACAAAGCAACCAUAGCGCCUCGUGGACGCACCCUGGGAGUGACUUGGAAAAUACCCGAAGAAAAGUCGGAUACGCGAAUGUCAGAACUACAUGCGGAAAUAGCAGUAUUAAUGGGAGGUAUGGCUGCGGAAGAAGUUAUAUACGGAAAGGAGAACGUGUCUACCGGAUGCCAGAGUGACCUAGAAAAGGCAACGGAUAUAGCGCGAACGAUGGUGAUGAACUUCGGUGUGGGAUUGGAAAACGUAAAAGGACCAAUGUUCUUGGACGCAAAGGGAUAUUCCAACCUGAGCGAGGAACACCGUAGUCGUGUUGAUACCGCGGUGCAACAGAUCUUAGACAAGGGAUACCGUCAUGCCUGUAACGUGAUACGCGGUAACAUACUGCAGUUACACAACCUGUCCGAUGCGCUCGUACAGUAUGAAACAUUGAAUGCUGACGAAAUCCACCACGCAGUGCGAGGGGAGAUGCGAGAAAUUGAACACUCACAGCAAAUGCAGCAAAACGAGAUCCGCGCGCAAACCAAGCGUUACUCACAAACACAACCCGGAAACAAAGAACUACUGACGGAAACACAACAUUCCUACCGCACGUCAGCAUAA
Babesia sp. Xinjiang is the source of this 4122-nucleotide messenger RNA. Its product is annotated as putative ATP-dependent zinc metalloprotease. Gene Ontology annotation, cellular component: chloroplast thylakoid. Gene Ontology annotation, molecular function: ATP binding; metalloendopeptidase activity; ATP hydrolysis activity. The transcript has 11 exons. NCBI's taxonomy places the organism in Eukaryota, Apicomplexa, Aconoidasida, Piroplasmida, Babesiidae. Gene Ontology annotation, biological process: proteolysis. The record is from RefSeq and is a predicted model, not a curated record. The coding region runs from base 1 to 4122 and encodes 1373 amino acids.